AUGAAGGCGAGAGAUGGGAAGCAUGGGCUAGGUUAUGUGUAUUUGCUCAACCUGGUCUUCAAGCAUUUUGGAGUGGUUGUAGGCAAGGGUGUUAAGGAUACAAUCAAGCAAGCAUUCUCCCAUUCCACCCUUUUGGAGUGUAAAUGUGUUGAAGGUCGAACCGGCAAAAAGGCUAAGUCUCUGAUGUAUGAUUUCCUAGAGCAGCAGGAAAAUUUAAAGCAGGAAUUGGAAGAAAUGAUAGUGACCCUGGCAAGUCGAGAUGCUGAGAUUUCAAGUCUCAAUGCCCAAUUAUUGCUAUCUCAGACUGAGGGUCCUGCUUCAACUGAAAUUGCUGAGUUGAAAACUCAAAAUGUCACUCUUACUGCUGAGGUUAAAACUCUCACUCAGCAGUUACUUCAGGCUCAUGGUGACAAACCAGCAGAGACUGCAGACCUAAAGCCAUUCAAAUGUAUCUUAGGUUGUGGAUCUCCAAAUACUCAAACCUUGGACAAUAAAGUCAGUCAGUUUUUCUCUCCAAGAUUUGACAAUCAAAAACGUGUGUUGGGUCUCUCUCAAGAAAAGAAUUACUUCAACAAAGGCUGCACGGGACCUGAUAGAGCUGCUCAAGAUACUCUUCAUUGUGAAAUACCAAGGGAGCUUGGAUAUCUUCAAAGACUUCAACUGUUUGGAUUGUAUCAAAACAGGCUGAGUGGUUCAAUUCCAGCAAGCCUUUUCAACAUUUCAACCCUCCAAAUCUUGACAAUUGUGGAUUGUCAGCUAUCGGGGAGUUUACCAUCAAAUGUAGGGCAAGGGACACCAAACCUCAAAGAAAUUUAUUUGGGAAUGAAUAAUCUCAGUGGAGCCUUCCCUGCUUCUAUUUCCAAUGCUUCAAGACUCACUGUUCUAGACCUUUCUAACAACAUCCUCUCAGGUUCCAUUCCUGAUUCCCUUGGUAAUUUAGAAUUCCUUGAACUUCUACAGAUAGGCCUUAACAAUUUGAUCUAUCAUAAUCCCUCUUCACAAUUAACUUUCCUGACUUCACUGACAAGAUGUCGAAAUCUAAGAGAACUCGUCAUUGCACAAAAUCCCUUGAAUGGCGUUCUUCCAGCUUCUAUCGGUAACUUCUCAAGCUCUCUCCAAAUCUUUCCUGCACCCGGGUGUAAACUCAGAGGCAGAAUCUCAGAAGAAAUAGGAAACCUAACAAAUGUGAUAUCCAUAUCACUAUUUGCCAAUGACUUGACAGGGUCCAUCCCGAAAACUGUCAGAGGUUUGCAGAAGCUUCAAGGGAUUCUUAUACAAAGUAACAUGAUAAGCGGGACUAUACCAGAUGAAAUUUGCUACUUGCAAAAUAUAGGAAACCUCAUUUUAGGUCAAAAUAAAAUGUCAGGUCCCUUGCCAUCCUGUUUGGGGAAUGUUACUUCUUUGAGAAAUUUAUAUCUACUUUCAAACAAGUUGAACUCCAGCUUACCGGAGACCCUAUGGAGCCUUCAAGAUCUAUUGACAUGA
Solanum dulcamara is the source of this 1485-nucleotide messenger RNA. Its product is annotated as LRR receptor-like serine/threonine-protein kinase GSO2. NCBI's taxonomy places the organism in Eukaryota, Viridiplantae, Streptophyta, Magnoliopsida, Solanales, Solanaceae. The record is from RefSeq and is a predicted model, not a curated record. The coding region runs from base 1 to 1485 and encodes 494 amino acids. The transcript is spliced from 4 exons. Gene Ontology annotation, molecular function: protein binding.